AUGGACACCCCCGCCCUAUUGACAGAUCGACAAGUACAAGAGUUUUUAAUCAAUGGUUAUUUGUUUCUUCAACCUAAAUCUCUCGAUGAAAAUUUUCAUUCAACAAUAUUUACACAAACUCUAUCUAUAGUUCAGAAAGAAGGCAAUCCAGGAAAUAAUAUUCUUCCACGGGUUCCUCUACUUCAACGUUUAUUCGAUGACCCAGUAAUUACAGGUGCAUUAGAGAGUUUAUUAGGCUCAAAUUAUGCUAUGCAACCUCAUCGACAUCCUCAUUUAACGAGUCCAGGAUCAGACGGCCAGUCAUGGCAUAAAGAUAGUUUCUUUGGUUAUCGAAAACUACUUCGUCAUCAUCAGUUACGGUAUGUAAUGAUUAUGUAUUAUCCCCAAGACACAACCAUUGAAAUGGGUCCCACAGGUAUUAAACCUCGAACGCAAUACGAUGUUAUGGAUCCACAAAUAUAUCAACACAAUAAAGCACUUGAAAAUACCGAUGCAAAGAACGACGAUAAAAACGAUAUUUAUGUCGUUUGUAGGGCUGGUACUGUAGUAUUAAUUCAUUAUGAUAUUGUACAUAGAGGAACAGCAAAUACAUCAAGCAGUUCAUAUCGUUUUAUGUUCAAGUUUCAGUUUAAUAGAAUGGAAGAACCUACUAAACCAACGUGGAAUCAUGAUCCAGCAAAUACGAGUUACGAUGCAACAGAUGCUGGCUUAUUGCAGCCAGUUGUCAAACAUAUAUGGAAUUGGAUGCUUGGUCGUGUAGUAGCAGCACCAGAAGCACUCGUCACGUCUAAUGAUAUUACUCGGUGGAAAUCACUAUUAAAUGAUCGAGAUGGAAAUUUUCGUCUUAAUGCGGCUUAUAAUCUGGCAUUAUGCAAUGAGUAUGAUGUAUUGAUCAAUAGAUUAUAUGACAAUGAAGAAAUUUUUCGUUUUGAAGCCACCUAUGCAUUAACAGCAUGUAGAUAG
Molecule: messenger RNA, 963 nt
Organism: Rotaria sp. Silwood1
Lineage: Eukaryota; Metazoa; Rotifera; Eurotatoria; Philodinida; Philodinidae
Source: the annotation of a GenBank genome assembly